Messenger RNA from Lipotes vexillifer (Yangtze River dolphin), 681 nucleotides. RefSeq names its product glutathione peroxidase 3 (gene GPX3). NCBI's taxonomy places the organism in Eukaryota, Metazoa, Chordata, Mammalia, Artiodactyla, Lipotidae. The record is from RefSeq and is a predicted model, not a curated record. Gene Ontology annotation, molecular function: glutathione peroxidase activity; selenium binding. Gene Ontology annotation, biological process: hydrogen peroxide catabolic process; response to oxidative stress. The transcript has 5 exons.
AUGGCCCGGCUCUUCCGGGCAUCCUGCCUUCUCUCCCUGCUCCUGGCCGGCUUCGUUCCGCUGAGCCGAGGACAGGAGAAGUCGAAGAUGGACUGCCAUGCUGGUGUGAGCAGCAGCAUCUACGAGUAUGGAGCCCUCACCAUUGACGGGGAGGAGUACAUCCCCUUUAAGCAGUACGCUGGCAAAUACAUCCUCUUUGUCAACGUGGCCAGCUACUGAGGCCUGACGGGCCAGUACAUUGAACUGAAUGCACUACAGGAAGAACUUGCACCAUUUGGUCUGGUCAUUCUGGGCUUCCCCUGCAACCAAUUCGGAAAACAGGAACCAGGAAUGAACUCGGAGAUCCUAGCCACUCUCAAGCAUGUCCGACCAGGUGGGGGCUUCGUCCCCAAUUUCCAGCUCUUUGAGAAAGGGGAUGUGAACGGGGAGAAAGAACAGAAGUUCUACACAUUCCUGAAGAACUCCUGUCCUCCUACCUCGGAGCUCCUGGGCUCACCGGGCCGCCUCUUCUGGGAUCCCAUGAAGGUUCAUGACAUCCGCUGGAACUUUGAGAAGUUCCUGGUGGGGCCAGAUGGUGCUCCCAUCAUGCGCUGGCACCACCGCACCACGGUCAACACUGUCAAGAUGGACAUCCUGACCUACAUGCGGCGCCGGGCCACCCUGGAGGCCAAGGGGAAGUAA